AUGGCGGCCGCGAGCUUGAGGAGACAGUAGUAGUCUCACAAGUCGUUCUGAUGUACAGCAGAAUAUUACGACGACUAGUUAAAAAGUUGCCGGGGGAAAGGUACUUCGGCGAUUUCCGGAUCCUCCCUCUAUUCUUUGCGCUCGGUGCGUUUAUAGAGUACUCCAUGAUCCAGUGGCAUGUGGGUGAGACUAAUUUCUACAAAGUGUACAAACGCCGGCAGAUAGAGGAGUUGACGAACAAGAAGUUACAUCAGACUACACCGAUCGUCGAUAACAAAGCCUGAAGCCGCAUUUGUAAUCGACCAUCAUCGCGCAAUGCCCGCCGGAGUG
Molecule: messenger RNA, 330 nt
Organism: Harpegnathos saltator (Jerdon's jumping ant)
Lineage: Eukaryota; Metazoa; Arthropoda; Insecta; Hymenoptera; Formicidae
Product: small integral membrane protein 4
Exons: 1
Coding region: 51-284 (77 amino acids)
Source: RefSeq, a predicted model, not a curated record